Molecule: messenger RNA, 1440 nt
Organism: Diplodia corticola
Lineage: Eukaryota; Fungi; Ascomycota; Dothideomycetes; Botryosphaeriales; Botryosphaeriaceae
Product: mfs monocarboxylate transporter
Exons: 4
Coding region: 1-1440 (479 amino acids)
Biological process (GO): transmembrane transport
Cellular component (GO): fungal-type vacuole membrane
Molecular function (GO): transmembrane transporter activity
Source: RefSeq, a predicted model, not a curated record
AUGGAUAUCGCGACUGUGCCCGAGCCCGAGCUGAAUCGGGUGGCCACCGAGAAGGGCGAGGAUGACAACCGCAUCGAGCCCAUUCGGACAGUCAAGACACACCAAUCCGGGAACCUGCAGCGCACAGCCUCACGCCCGGCAAACGCGCUGCAGCGCUUCAUCACCCCCUCGACCUACCGGGAAGAGCCACCGCCCGACGGAGGUCUGAAGGCCUGGCUGCAGGUACUGGCUGGACACCUCACUCUAUUUUGCACUUGGGGCUACCUGAACUCGUGGGGGCUGUUCCAAGCCUACUACGUGGCCGAGUACAACCUGCCCGCGUCCACCGUGUCGUGGGUCGUCUCCAUCCAGAUCUUCAUGAUCAACUUGCUGGCCGGCUUCUCCGGCCGCCUCUUCGACGCCGGCCACUACCGCCCCACCGUCCUCUGCGGCAUGAUCUUCGAGGUCAUUGCCAUCAUGAUGACCUCCGUCUGCACCCGCUUCUGGCAGGUCUUCCUGGCCCAGGGCGUGUGCGGCGGCCUGGGCAUGGGCCUCGUCUGGUGCCCCACCAUAAGCUUGAUCUCGACCUACUUCGUGAAGCGCCGCGCCGUGGGCCUCGCCUUCUCGCUCGCCGGCUCCAGCACCGGCGGCGUCGUGUUCCCCGUGGUUUUCCAGCAGCUCAUGCCGCACCUCGGCUUCGGCUGGACCGUCAGGGUCAUGGGCUUCAUCGUGCUGGCUCUGUAUGCCGUUGUGCUCUCGCUUGCGCGCACCAGGAUCAAUCCCAGAGAGUCGGGCCCGUUUCUGGACCUUCAGUCCUUCAAAGAACCAUCUUAUUCGCUCUUCACCGUGGGAACCUUCCUCAUGCUGUGGAGUGUCUACAAUGCUUUCUUCUACGUAAACUCUUUUGCCCACGAGAUUAUCCACAUUCCUUCCUCCAAGUCCUUGACGCUGCUAUACCUCAUGAACGGCGUCUCCGUCAUCGGCAGAAUUGUUCCCGCGCUCUUCGCCGACCGCUUCUUCGGAUCCCUCAACACCUUCAUCUUCCUGACCGCCAUCGCGGGUAUCGUCAUGCUCUGCUGGACCGCCGUGGACAAUCUGGACGGGCUGAUGAUCUGGGCCGCCUUUUACGGCUUCUUCGGUUCCGGCCUGCAGGGCCUUUUCGGAGCGGCACUGGCAGGGCUGACCACCGACCUGAAGAAGAUGGGCGUACGCGUCGGCAUGGUGAUGAGCAUCGGCAGCAUCGCCGCGCUGACGGGCAGCCCGCUCGCCGGAGCACUGAUCGAGUACAACCACGGAAGCUACCGGGGCAUGCAGGUUUUUGGAGGAAGCUGUCUCGUCGGAGCCGCCUUCGUCAAUACCCUGGCCGCGCUCGCUGGUGCGGGCUACCUGCAGCGCCGCAAGACUUCGCAAGUCGACUUUGACGCCUCGGCUGCUCAGGAGGACGAGGGCGAGAAACAUUGA